This is a messenger RNA of Eucalyptus grandis, 1794 nucleotides long. RefSeq names its product B3 domain-containing protein Os01g0234100. Gene Ontology annotation, molecular function: DNA binding. The record is from RefSeq and is a predicted model, not a curated record. The coding region runs from base 124 to 1557 and encodes 477 amino acids. NCBI's taxonomy places the organism in Eukaryota, Viridiplantae, Streptophyta, Magnoliopsida, Myrtales, Myrtaceae. The transcript has 8 exons.
GGUCCUCCACCUCUCCUCAGUCCUUCCCAUUUUCGCCUGUCGCAGUCCCCGUCCGUGCGAGGUCCGCAGAGGCCUCUGACGCUCUUCGUGUCGUCGUGGUCUUCCCACACGGGCGAGUCUCCCAUGGCGAUUCGUCAGGACGAGAAGCCGCGACUUCUCCCGCCUCCUUCCAAGGUUCAGCGAGGAACGGCGCUGAAGAGGAAGGAGAAGCUGCUGUCCGGAAGGCCACUGGGUGUUCAACGAACUUCCUGCAAGCAGCAAGGAACGUCGCUGAAGAGGAAGGAGAAGUUGCUCUGUAGAAAGCCACUGGGUCUUCAGGGAACUUCCAAUAAGCAGGUAAUCUGUUGUGGUUUGCCUAAGCUGGAAAGUCCAAAGAGAGAGAGAGCCGCAGAUGACGAAUAUGGUACUGCUUCUGCAAAUGAUGCCCUGGAUCGAGCAAAAAGAAUUCAGUCAACUCUAUCGCCAGAGUAUCCAGUCAUGGUUAAGCAUAUGCUACCAUCGCAUGUUACUGGUGGAUUUUGGCUGGGUCUUCCGAAGAAAUUCUGCGACUUGCAUUUGCCACAGCAAGAUGUAACUAUUACUUUAGAAGACGAAAGCAGCAAAGGAUAUGAAACCAAGUACCUUGGGGCAAAGAUGGGCCUAAGUGGUGGCUGGAGAGGGUUUUCCAUCGCUCACAAUCUGCAGGAGGGCGAUGCAUUAGUUUUCCAAUUAGUCAAGCCAACCCGUUUCAAGGUUUACAUUGUGAGACGAAGCAAUUUCGAUGAUGUGGAUGGGGCUCUUGGCCUCCUUAGUUUGGACCACUGCUUAAAAACAGGGGAUUCUGAAAACGCCCGCAAGACCUGCAAAAUAUCGGAUGAUGAUUAUUGGAAGCCUCUCACAACGGAAGAUCCUCCACAAAUCUCUCAAAAUGACAACUUAAGAGCCUGCAAUGUGCUUGCUCUGCCUGUCAUUGAACAGGCCAAGAGUGAUCCUGGAGAUCCUGUCUCUGAAGUCCUCGACGGAAUCCGGUUCUCCGAAAAAACUCUUGACUUUAAAGACGUGAGAAGCAUCGAGAACUUUGAGAUAAUAGCCAACGACCUAGUCAUUGACUCCGAACUGUCCAACCACUUUAGACUCAAAUACUACGAGCUUUGCCGGAGUCAAAAGUCGUAUCUCCAUGGUUGCCUCCUUGAAGGGUUGAACUACAAACUUGCUGCUGGUAUAAUCUCGGAGACGGUGAACUUAGCGGACGCAAUUCGGGCUUCAAGGAUUGUGACGUCAAUGAAGGAAUUCGAUAUCUGGAGCAAGACACUGAAGGCAUUUCAGGACAUGGGCAUGGAAGUGGGGUUUUUGAGAGCCCGGCUUGAGCGGCUCCUGGAACUUGCGAUGAGGUCAAAGAGGUACAGAGAAGCGGAGAGUGAUCGGGCUCGGGCCGAGGAGGAGAGGUGCAGGCUUGAGGUGAAGCUCGCGGAAGUAAGAGAAGUUAUUAGCAGGCUCGAUGAUGAGAUUGAGAGUUUGCGCAAAGGGAGUGAUGACCUUGAGAUGACAUUCGAAGAAGUUGCUAGCGCUCCUUGGUGAUCUGUGAACCGACUCUGUUUUGGCUUUUGACAUGCAUUUUUUUGGAGGAGAUGAAGAGAUUCAUCAUGAUUAUGAAGAGUUAGACAAUUUACCAUCAUGUUUAGUUUUGUGAACUCUAGUUUAAAAGGGAGUCUAUUUGCUUAGAAAUGUGUAUAUCAACCCAUUUUGAUUUGUAUUGAUUCUCUAAAUUGGACCCUUUAGACAAAUUGAUAGCAAUGCAUCUUGAUUUUGUGCAAA